AGUCCUAAAUGAGAGAAACCGUCGACACCUGUGUUUGUAUCACUGCUGUCACCACCAACUCUCCUCUCUCCUUUCUUGGGCGGAACAUUUGGGCAUUUUGCGCCACCUUGUGAGUGAACUCCUCCCUCGGUGGAGCCGUACACAUCUGUCCAAAGAUGGUGUCGCUCCUGCGCUCCCUCCGGCAUCACGCAGACGAGGUCAGCUGUUGCGCUUUCUCUCCGGCUCUCCUCGCCACCUGCUCCGCGGAUAAAACCCUCCGUGUGUACCAGACAGAGGACUUCCUGGAGCUUCCCUUCUCCCCGCUGUCGGGUCACGGCUACGGGGUCCACUGCUGCUGCUUCAGCGCGUGUGGCAGCUACCUGUUCAGCUGCUCCACCGACGGGUCCGCCCUCGUGUGGGCCGCGGGGACAGGUGAGGUGGCCGCGGCGCUGCAGCAUCCGACCCGCAGUCCGCUCCGGGUGUGCGCGGUGUCACCGGGCUCCUCCUCCUCCUCCUCCUCCUCUUCCCCGCUGCUGCUGCUGGCCGGGGCCUGCGACGGCACCGUGGCCCUCUGGGACUCCUCCAAGACUUUACGCAGGUGCCGUGCAGUGAGCGAGGCCAGUGUUGUUGCCUGCUGCUUCUCUCCCUGUGGCCAGAUGUUUGUGACCGGCUGCACCGGCGGAGACCUCAAACUGUGGGACACGGACAUCAACCUCCUGCAUGCUGAGAAGGACGCCCACGACCUGGGAGUCACCUGCUGCAGCUUUGCACCGCAGUUUAUAAUCAAUGGCUGCUGUGUGGAGUUUCGACUGGCCUCCUGUGGACAAGACAGCCGGCUGAAAAUACGGAUUGUUUCCCAGCGUGAAGGUGCAGCCUGUGUCAUGAAGUUGCUGCACACUCUCACCAGCCAAACGGCUCCAGUUCUGUCCUGUGCCUUCUCUUCUGAUGGACAGCUGCUUGUUUCGGGUUCAGUGGAUAAAAGUGUUGCGAUAUAUGAUGCGAACCUGGGAACUCUGCUCCACACUUUGAAACAGCAUGACAGGUAUGUGACGGCUGUUGCUCUGUCUCCCACCAUGCCGUGGAUUGCAACCGGCUCCAUGGACCGAACCGUAAACGUGUGGAGAAUAGGAGAUGAAGUCAGCAGAACUGCGGCUGAAUCAAGGAAGACUGUGUGCCAAGGAAGGAAGUUGCCGGGUCACUCCAGGCUGCUGGUUGCUGAUUGGUCGGAGGAGGAUGUGCAGACUUGGUUGUGCGAGGAAGGACUGCAGGAGCUCGUCAGCAUCUUUAAAGCCAACAACAUCGAUGGAGCAGAGCUCAACCAGAUGAACAAGGAAACAGCAGCAGAGCUGGGAAUUGAGUCCUUUGGCCUCCGCGGUCGUCUCCUGAGGAAAAUCGAGGCCUUGAAGGCAGAGCAGAGCGGCUCAGAUGCUCCAGAUGAGUUUAUGUGUCCGAUCACCAGAGAGCUGAUGAAGGAUCCAGUCAUUGCUGCAGAUGGGUAUUCCUAUGAGCGAGAAUCCAUCGAGAGCUGGAUCAGCAAAAACAAAACCAGCCCCAUGACAAACCUGCUCCUACAGACCACGCUGCUAACCCCCAACAGAUCUCUGAAGAUGGCAAUAACACGAUGGAAGACGAGCCAGUAGACGGCAGAUGAUUUCAAGCUUGUUUGAAAACUUAACAGGUGCUUUAUCAUCAUAUUGGACCUGCUCAUCUGAUAAGAAAUGCUCUUGUAAUCAUUAAGUUAUUACUAAUAAUAAAGAUUUGUUCAAGGUGCAACUUAGUACAGUAAAGAGUCCUGUUAAGCCAAAUGUCUUCAUACCUGCUAAUUGUAAGGCUUUAUACUGUAUAUUUGAAGAUACCAUCAC
This is a messenger RNA of Anoplopoma fimbria (sablefish), 1841 nucleotides long. Its product is annotated as WD repeat, SAM and U-box domain-containing protein 1-like. Lineage: Eukaryota; Metazoa; Chordata; Actinopteri; Perciformes; Anoplopomatidae. Gene Ontology annotation, biological process: protein ubiquitination. The record is from RefSeq and is a predicted model, not a curated record. Gene Ontology annotation, molecular function: ubiquitin-protein transferase activity; protein binding.